Anguilla rostrata (American eel) is the source of this 2050-nucleotide messenger RNA. It is a transcript of the gene hnrnpl, whose product is annotated as heterogeneous nuclear ribonucleoprotein L. The record is from RefSeq and is a predicted model, not a curated record. Gene Ontology annotation, molecular function: mRNA binding. Bases 86 to 1732 code for a protein of 548 amino acids. The transcript has 14 exons. NCBI's taxonomy places the organism in Eukaryota, Metazoa, Chordata, Actinopteri, Anguilliformes, Anguillidae. Gene Ontology annotation, cellular component: nucleus. Gene Ontology annotation, biological process: regulation of RNA splicing; mRNA processing.
AAUAACUUUUAUUCCCUUCGUCGUUCGUUUUCCAUCGACCUCAUUUCGCCGUCAUCGCUUUUAAAGCCUUUUUAACUGGGACAACAUGGCUGCACCGGCCGGUCGUUACUACGGCGAGGGAGGCAGGGCAACGAAAAGACAGAAAACCGAAAAUAACGACGGAGGAAUGGCUACGGAGGGUUAUGAGGAUCCCCAUAAGACACUGCCCUCCCCUGUGGUGCAUGUGAGGGGACUUGUGGAUGGUAUUACUGAGGCUGACCUGGUUGAGGCACUACAGGAAUUUGGAACGAUCAGCUAUGUGGUUGUGAUGCCAAAAAAGCGGCAGGCUCUGGUGGAGUAUGAAGACAUGAAUGGUUCCUGCAAUGCGGUGAACUACGCCUCAGACAAUCAGAUCUACAUUGCUGGACACCCUGCUUUCGUCAACUACUCCACUAGCCAGAAAAUAUCUCGGCCUGGGGACCCUGAUGACUCCCGGAGUGUCAACAAUGUGCUGCUACUCACCAUCAUGAAUCCUAUCUACCCCAUCACUACGGAUGUGCUGUACACCAUCUGUAACAACUGUGGCCCUGUCCAAAGGAUCGUCAUCUUCAGGAAGAAUGGCGUGCAGGCCAUGGUUGAAUUCGACUCUGUGCAGAGUGCGCAGAGAGCCAAAGCCUCUCUCAAUGGGGCUGAUAUCUACUCUGGCUGCUGCACUUUGAAGAUCGAGUAUGCCAAGCCGACGCGUCUAAAUGUCUUCAAGAAUGACCAGGACACCUGGGACUACACCAAUCCUAACCUGAGUAACCAAGAUGCAGAAGGAGAUGGCAGUUGGAGCAAUGCACAAGACCUGAAUGCCAACCCAAACAAGCGGCAGAGACAGCCAGCGCUAUUGGGAGACCACCCUCCAGAGUAUGGUGGCCCACAAGGUGGUUACCAUGGACACUACCAUGAUGAGAGCUAUGGGCCACCCCCCCCCCCACCCCACUAUGAGGGGCGUCGUAUGGGCCCCCCAAUGGGAGGGCCCCGCCGUGGGGGUCCUAACCAGCGUUACGGGGGCCCUCAGUAUGGCCAUGCCCCACCCCCCCCAGACUACAGCCCCCAUGCUGACUCCCCUGUGGUUAUGGUGUAUGGCCUGGAUCCCUCCAAGAUCAACGCUGACCGUGUCUUCAACAUCUUCUGCCUUUAUGGCAAUGUGGAGAGGGUGAAGUUCAUGAAGAGCAAGCCAGGUGCAGCCAUGGUGGAAAUGGGUGACUGCUACGCCGUGGACCGUGCCAUCACUCACCUCAACAACAACUUCCUGUUUGGACAAAAACUCAACGUUUGUGUGUCAAAGCAGCAGGCCAUCAUGCCAGGUCAGUCAUAUGAGCUGGAGGAUGGCAGUAGCAGUUUUAAGGACUUCCAUGGGACCCGAAACAACCGAUUCACUUCUCCAGAGCAGGCAGCCAAGAAUCGCAUCCAGCACCCCAGCAAUGUGCUGCACUUCUUCAAUGGCCAGCCUGAUGUUUCUGUGGAGAUAUUCACACAGAUCUGCGAGGAGCUGGGAGUGAAGAGUCCCUCUAACAUUAAGCUCUUCACUGGAAAGAUGGGUGGGGGUCCAGGUGAGCGCAGUUCAUCCGGACUGUUGGAGUGGGAGUCCAUUAACGAUGCUAUGGAGGCGCUGGCCAUGAUGAACCACUACCAGAUGAAGAACCCCAAUGGUCCAUACCCGUACACCCUGAAGCUGUGCUUUUCCACUGCCCAGCAUGCCAAUUGAAACUGAUCCCUGGAUAUCACCCAACUCCCAACACCCCUCCACGUCCCUCCCACUCCCUGUUUCCGUGCAGUCUUGAGUUGUCUUUAUUCUUUAGUAUGUAACUGUGGCAGGAUGGGAGGGUGUGAGACACACUGACACAGAAGUGAUGCGUUUUAUUGAAGAGAGAAGAGGAAGUGUUUUGUACCAGUAUUUUUUUUAAAAAAAAAUUGUUUUCAAUUAAAGAUUGUGUUCAGCUGCCUAAUCAGCAUUAGGACUACAUCAGCUUUAGUAGGAAGUGUAGUUUGUCUUUAUGUUCUGAAAUAAAAAAUAAUAAUUUGA